ACCUGAUAACCUUAGACCGGAGGGUGAGUUUGAGGAUCGUCCGCGCGAGGAAGCACCUAAAGGAGAGAAAGCAACUCCAUACAAGUACCGGGAUAACUUAAAGCCUGAAGGCGAGUUCGUAGGAAAACCAGCUGAAGAGGCUCCAAAGGGUGAGAGGGCUCCUGUCGUAAAAAGACCCGACAAUCUCAGACCCGAGGGUGACUUUGAGGGCCGUCCUCGUGAAGAAGCACCGCGUGGUCAGAGGGCCGUCCCGUAUAAGUACAACGACAAUCUAAGACCAGAGGGAGAGUUCGUUGGAAAACCAACAGAAGAGGCCCCGAAGGGUGAGCGAGCUCCUGUCGUAAAACGACCUGAUAACCUUAGACCGGAGGGUGCUUUUGAGGAUCGUCCGCGCGAUGAAGCACCCAAAGGGGAGAAGGCAACUCCCUACAAGUACAGGGAUAAUUUAAAGCCUGAGGGGGAGUUCACUGGCAAGCAGCCAGCGGACGUCCCGAAAGGAGAAAGGGCUCCGGUCGUCAAACGGGCGGAUAACCUCACAGUGGAAGGUGAGUUUACAGAUACGAGAGAGCGAACAGCAGUGACCCGCGGUGAGAGGGCCGAAGUCAUUCGCCGUGAGGACAAUCUGAGGAUGGAAGGCAACUUUGAGGACACGAGAGAAAUCACCACCGUCACCCGAGGAGAACGCGCGGACAUCGUGCGUCGAGAGGACAACCUGCGCAUGGAAGGACAAUUCGAAGACCGGCCGAAGGGGGAUGCGCCAAAGGGCGAGAAGGUCAAGCCGAUCAAGCAUAGCGACAACCUUAGGCCGGAGGGCGAUUUCACGGGCAGGCGUCCCGAUGAAGCACCGAAAGGCGAAAGGGCCCCUGUCGUUAAGAGAUCUGACAACCUUGUUAUGGAGGGCGACUUCGUGGAUACGCGAGAGAAGCACACGCCGGGACGAGGAGACCGCGCGCCGGUAGUGAAGCACCCGGACCACCUGAAGAUGGAUGGCAAGUUCGAGGACAGGCCAGUCAAGGAAGCGCCCAAGGGUGAACGGGCACCGGUCGUCAAACACCCAGAUCAUCUCAAGCCCGAAGGAGAGUUCGCCGGAAAGCCGACAGAAGAGGCCCCCAGAGGUGAGAGGGCCCCUGUUGUUAAGCGAGCGGACAAUCUCGCUAUGGAAGGCGAAUUCGUGGACACCAGAGAGAAGACAACGAUCUACCGUGGGGAGAGAGCCGACAUUGUUCGUCGUGAGGACAAUUUGAGGACCGAGGGACGUUUCGAGGACACCAGAGAGCGUACCACGGUGACACGGGGCGAGCGAGCGGACAUUGUACGCAGAGAGGACAACCUCCGCAUGGAAGGUACAUUCGAAGACCGUCCGAAGGAAGGUGCGCCCAGAGGAGAGAAAGUUAAGCCGAUUAAGCAUGGCGAUAACCUUUAUCCUGAGGGUGAGUUCACCGAUCGUCCAAGCGACUCUGCUCCGAAGGGUGAGAGAGCCGCUGUUGUGAAGCACGCCGACAAUCUGACAAUGGAGGGCGAGUUCGUCGACACCAGGGAGAGGACCAGCGUGACACGCGGAGAGAGGGCGGACAUUGUGCGUCGUGAGGAUAAUCUGCGAAUGGAAGGACGCUUCGAGGACACCCGAGAUCUGACUACGGUCACGCGAGGCGAGCGAGCUGAGAUCGUCCGACGUGAGGACAACCUGAGGACCGAGGGGCGGUUUGAGGACACGAGAGAGUACACGGCCGUGACGCGGGGUGAACGCGCGGAAAUUGUUCGCAGGGAGGACAAUCUGCGAAUGGAGGGUCAAUUUGAAGCCCGCCCUCGGGAGGGUGCUCCAAGGGGUGAGAAGGUGAAGCCCGUCAAACAUCACGACAACCUCAAGCCAGAAGGCGACUUCACGGGUAAACCCAAAGAUGAUGUGCCGAAAGGGGAGAGGGCGCCAGUGGUGAAACACCCGGACCACCUCAAGAUGGAAGGAGAUUUCAUUGAUGGCAGGGACCGGCACUCGCCCGGCAAGGGGCAGCGCGCCCCCAUCGUGAAGCACCCAGAUCACCUGAAGAUGGAGGGUGACUUCUACGAUCGUCCCGAUGGGGAGGCACCGAAGGGAGUGCGUGCGCCUGUCGUUAAACACCCGGAUCAUCUGAAGAUGGAGGGCGACUUCACAGACGGCAGAGAUCGGCACUCGCCCGGCAGGGGACAGCGUGCUCCGAUCGUUAAGCAUCCAGAUCAUUUGAAGAUGGAGGGCGACUUCUAUGACCGCCCGGACAAGAAAGCGCCGACGGGUGUACGUGCACCUGUUGUUAAGCACCCGGAUCACCUGAAGAUGGAAGGCGAAUUCACUGACGGUCGCGAUCGGCAUUCUCCCGGCCGGGGACAGCGUGCCCCUAUUGUACAGCACCCGGAUCACUUGAAGAUGGAGGGCGACUUCUACGAUCGUCCCGACAAGAAAGCGCCGAAAGGUGUGCGAGCGCCUGUCGUCAAGCAUCCGGACCAUCUAAAGAUGGAGGGCGAGUUCACAGACGGCAGGGAUCGGCACUCGCCCGGCAGGGGACAGCGUGCUCCGAUCGUACAGCACCCGGACCAUCUCAAGAUGGAGGGAGACUUCUCUGAUCGUCCGGACAAGGAAGCUCCGAAGGGUGUGCGAGCACCAGUCGUCAAACAUCCGGACCAUCUGAAGAUGGAGGGCGAGUUCACAGACGGCAGGGAUCGGCACUCCCCCGGCAGGGGACAGCGUGCUCCGAUCGUACAGCACCCGGACCAUCUCAAGGUAGAGGGAAAGUUUACUGACACUCGUGAUCGUACGACAGUGACGCACGGGGAAAGGGCCGACGUUGUUCGUAGAGAGGACAAUCUUCGCAUGGAGGGUCGGUUUGAGGACACCAGGGAACAGACCGUUGUAACUCGUGGCGAACGAGCCGAAAUCGUACGCAGAGAAGACAAUCUCCGCACAGACGGCAAGUUCGAGGACACUCGCCAACACUCUGCGGUUACACGGGGAGAGCGAGCAGACAUCGUUCGUCGGGAGGACAAUCUCCGCAUGGAGGGCAAGUUCGAGGACACCCGUCAACGCUCUACGGUUACGCAUGGCGAGCGAGCCGACAUCGUUCGCCGGGAGGACAAUCUCCGCAUGGAGGGCAAGUUCGAGGACACUCGCCAACACUCUGCGGUUACACGGGGAGAGCGAGCCGACAUCGUUCGUCGGGAGGACAAUCUCCGCAUGGACGGCAAGUUCGAGGACACUCGUCAACACUCUACGGUUACACAUGGAGAGCGAGCCGACAUCGUUCGCCGGGAGGACAAUCUCCGCAUGGAGGGCAAAUUUGAGGACACCCGUCAACUCUCAACGGUUACCCGCGGGGAGCGAGCCGACAUCGUUCGCCGAGAAGAUACACUCCGCAUGGAGGGCAAGUUCGAGGGCCGGCCGCGCGGAGAGGCGCCGGCUGGCGAGCGGGCGCCCGUGGUGCGCCAUCCGGACCACCUGCGCAUGGAAGGCAAGUUCGAGAGCGGCCGCGAGAUGGUGACGGUGAUGCGGGGCGAGCGGGCGGAGAUCGUACGGCGCAGCGACAACCUGCGCAUGGAGGGCGACUUCAGCGGCCGGCCGCAGCAGCAGGCGCCCGUCGGAGACCGCUUCCCCGUGAAGAAGCACUCGGACAACCUCCGGAUGGACGGCAAGUUCACCGAUGGGCGGCAGCAGACGACCGUCGGUCAGGGCGAGCGGGCCUCCAUAGUGAGACGCGAGGACAACCUGCGGCUGGAGGGCAAGUUCGAAGAUUCCCGGCGGCAGACGACCGUGAUGUCAGGCGAGCGAGCCGAGAUCGUACGGCGCUCCGACAACCUGACGGUUGGCGGCGGCGACUUCAGCGCGCCGCGCGCGCCGGCCGCGCCAGCCGCCGGCGAGCGCGCGCCAGUCGUCCGGCCCCAAGACAACCUGCGCUCCGAGGGACAGUUCUCCGACACGCGCCAGCGGACGGUCGUGAGCCGCGGAGAGCGCGCCGAGGUGCGCCGCCACCAGGACACGCUCAAGAUGGAGGGCGAGUUUGUGGGCCGCACUGAGCAGCGGCACUCCCAGCACACGGUGCAGCAGCGCGAGGUUCGCGCGGCCGGCUCCCCCGGAGCCGUUCCCACCAGCCAGAACGACUUCAUGCCGUUUAAAACGGUGAACAAGCAAGUGGGCCAGUCGACACAGCAGACGUCUGCAGUUCAGCAGUCUACCAGCCAGCAGCAGACCGCCUCUAGCUCCACCACUGCCGUACGCUCGGAGCAGCAGUCGGCGUCCACCAGUCACAUGGAGCAGCGAAAAAUGUCGUCCGCCGUGUCGGAGCAGCGCAAGACGUCGUCCGCUGUGUCGGAGCAGCGUUCGACUGCCGCCCAGCAGUCGGAGCAGCGCAAGAUGGCCAGUCAGACCGCGCAGCAGAAGAUCUCCAGCCAGUCAGAGCAGCGUGCCAUGUCGACCAGCGAACAACGCACCAUGUCGGCCAGCGAGCAGCGCACCAUGUCGGCCAGCGAGCAGCGCACCAUGUCGGCCAGCGAGCAGCGCGCCAGCUCGGCCACACAGUCGCAGACGGUCACGAGCAGCGUGGGCCGCUCGGAGAACGCGCGCCAGAUCCGCGACUCGUCGGCGCACCGGCGCGCCACGCGCCAGAACACGUGGACCCGCGAGGACGGAGAGCGCGCCAAGGCCGUGCGCCAGGCGGACAACCUCCAGCUGGAGGGCUCGCACAGCUUCGAGACGAGCUCGGGCCGGCGCGGCCAGCGCCGCCUGGCGCCCGAGAACCAGCCAGUGGCCGGGCAGCGCUCUGGUGGCGUCCUGGUGUCGCCGGUCACCCAGGAAACGAAGCGCUCCGUCAGUGACCAGAAGUUCGUCGGCUCGCUGCGCAAGGAGGAGGAGAACGUAAAGAAGUGGGCGGCCAACACGCAGCAGCGCAGUACCGUGAGUAGCGCCGCGAGCAGCGCCGUGCAGCAGCAGACCACCAGCAGCGCGACGCAGCAGCAGCGCACCGAGUCGCGCACGGUGCAGCAGUCUGAGCGAGGUCGCUCCGUGCGCUCGUCCACCCAGUCCGGCGGCAUCUUCCACGGCGACUACGACGUGUUCAAGGACAAGUCGAUUAAGAAGAACCAGUCGUACGCCACGUACAAGCCGUGUCCGGCUUCCACGGUCGACUCACCACUCUCCGGCCUGCGCGUGGUGAAGCAGACGCAUGACCACAAGUACUACAUGCCGAAAGUGAGCGACUAG
Molecule: messenger RNA, 5221 nt
Organism: Pollicipes pollicipes
Lineage: Eukaryota; Metazoa; Arthropoda; Thecostraca; Pollicipedomorpha; Pollicipedidae
Cellular component (GO): ciliary basal body; sperm flagellum; axonemal microtubule
Molecular function (GO): microtubule binding
Source: RefSeq, a predicted model, not a curated record